UUUCAUUUAUUUUUUUUAAAAAAAGAAAAAAAAAACUUCUGGGGUGUGGUUCUUUCUUCUAUAUAUAUAGCUGGGCAUUUAGCUAGGCCUUUCCUAGGGUAGACACCCGAAUCCUGCUCCAAAGAUUAGCUGAGUACUCACGUGACGACAUAUUUACCAAACGAGCCAAUAUAUAUUAUAUAUCUCAAGCUAUAUAGCUUCUUCAUCUUUCUAUAAAUAUAUUUAUAUUUCUAUAUGUAUAUAUAAGAGUUUUAUCCAAGUAAAACCCAGUUGAGAAUUUCAGGUUUAGGUUUUUGAGAUGGACUAUUUUCCUAGUACUACUACUACAACUCAGUACUCUAGCUCAUCUAGAUCGUUUGGUGGUUCAAACAAGACCACGAAGAAGAAGGGUAAUAAUGGAAACAGUAUUAAUAGUACUAACAGGAGAACAGGUAGUGGUAAAGUCGGAGGCGGAGGCGGCGGCGGCGGAGUGAAGCUCUCUACGGACCCUCAAAGCGUGGCAGCUCGAGAAAGGAGGCACCGGAUCAGUGACCGGUUCAAGAUCUUACAGAGCUUGGUCCCCGGCGGAGCUAAGAUGGACACUGUUUCCAUGCUCGAAGAGGCCAUCCACUACGUCAAGUUUCUCAAGACCCAGAUAUGGCUUCACCAAACCAUGAUCAACUACGUUGACGACGUCGACGACCCCACCGCUGCUUCCAUGUACCUCACUCCACCUGAUCCUAACCAUCACGAUUAUUCUACUCUGCUACCUUGUCACCACCAUCAUCAUCAUCUUUAUGAAACUCCACAGAAUGAUUAUUCUGGGUCGACGAGCAUGGUUCCUCAAACUCAUCAUGAUCAUAAUCAUCAAAAUCAAGUAGUGCUACCGCCCACGAUGCCGUACACUCAAGAUUCUAGCUUCCAGAACCAAGAUACGAUGUCGUUUAAUGAUUUUAUUAAUUACUAGUACGUUGGUAAAAACUAUAUAAAUAUUUGUUGUGAUAUGAGGUUAUAAUUAAUGUUUUGGUACAAGUAUAUUCACGCGUCUUGGGAAUUAAUUAAAGUAGUUCUAGGCUUUC
Molecule: messenger RNA, 1058 nt
Organism: Humulus lupulus (European hop)
Lineage: Eukaryota; Viridiplantae; Streptophyta; Magnoliopsida; Rosales; Cannabaceae
Product: transcription factor BHLH6
Exons: 1
Coding region: 299-946 (215 amino acids)
Biological process (GO): regulation of DNA-templated transcription
Molecular function (GO): protein dimerization activity; DNA-binding transcription factor activity
Source: RefSeq, a predicted model, not a curated record